This is a messenger RNA of Drosophila takahashii, 1702 nucleotides long. RefSeq names its product pre-mRNA processing factor 31 (gene Prp31). Gene Ontology annotation, cellular component: precatalytic spliceosome; U4/U6 x U5 tri-snRNP complex; U4 snRNP. NCBI's taxonomy places the organism in Eukaryota, Metazoa, Arthropoda, Insecta, Diptera, Drosophilidae. The record is from RefSeq and is a predicted model, not a curated record. Gene Ontology annotation, biological process: mRNA splicing, via spliceosome; spliceosomal tri-snRNP complex assembly.
UUAAGGUCACUCUAUUUCCAGCAAGAAGAAGAGAAAAAUUAAACAAAUUUCACGAGUAUAAAUAAAUAGACUUUAAAAUAAAGCAAAAUGUCGCUGGCAGACGAACUACUCGCUGAUCUGGAAGAGGACAACGACAAUGAGUUGGAGGAGGAGGACGCCGAGAUGGCCAGUGCCGAGGAUGAAAGCCUGCUGGCGGAGAAGUUGGCCAAACCGGCGCCCAAUCUGAUGGACGUCGAUGUCACCGUGCAAUCGGUGCGGGAGCUCUGCAAGCUGCGCGACUCGGAGCGCCUGCGUAACACCCUGCAGCAGAUCGAGCACUACGCAAGUCGCCAGAGAACUGCCGCCGAAAUGCUCGGAUCCGUGGAAUCCGAUCCCGAGUACUGCCUCAUCGUGGACGCCAAUGCCAUUGCCGUGGACAUCGACAACGAGAUCUCCAUUGUGCACAAGUUCACCAAGGAGAAGUACCAGAAGAGAUUCCCCGAACUGGAUUCCCUGAUUGUCGGGGAGAUUGAGUACUUACUGGCAGUCAAAGAGCUGGGCAAUGACCUCGACCAGGUGAAGAGCAACGAGAAGCUGCAGGCCAUCCUCACGCAGGCCACCAUUAUGAUAGUCUCCGUCACCGCCUCCACCACUCAGGGCACCAUGCUCACGCCAGCGGAGAAGGCCAAGAUCGACGAGGCCUGCGAAAUGGCCAUCGAGCUGAACAACUUCAAGUCCAAGAUCUACGAGUACGUGGAAAGCCGCAUGACCUUCAUAGCCCCCAAUCUUUCGAUGAUGGUCGGUGCCUCCACGGCUGCCAAACUCCUGGGCAUCGCCGGCGGCCUCUCCAAGCUGUCCAAAAUGCCCGCCUGCAAUGUUCAGGUGCUGGGCUCGCAGAAGAAAACCCUCUCGGGCUUCUCACAAACGCAGAUGUUGCCGCACACUGGCUACGUUUACUACUCGCAGAUCGUCCAGGACACUGCUCCCGAUCUGCGACGCAAGGCAGCUCGUUUGGUGGCCGCCAAAGCGGUGCUGGCUGCUCGUGUGGAUGCCUGCCAUGAGAGUGUCCACGGGGAGAUUGGGCUGCGCUUCAAGGAGGACGUGGAAAAGAAACUGGACAAGCUGCAGGAACCGCCGCCGGUGAAGUUCAUCAAGCCGCUGCCAAAGCCCAUUGAGGGAAGCAAGAAAAAGCGAGGAGGCAAGCGCGUGCGCAAGAUGAAGGAGCGCUAUGCGCUCACAGAGUUCCGCAAGCAGGCCAACCGCAUGAAUUUCGGAGAUAUCGAAGAGGACGCCUACCAAGGAGAUCUGGGCUAUUCGCGCGGCACCAUUGGCAAAACAGGCACCGGUCGCAUUCGAUUGCCCCAGGUGGAUGAGAAGACCAAGGUGCGGAUCAGCAAGACGCUGCACAAGAAUCUGCAGAAGCAACAGGUGUACGGCGGAAAUACCACAGUCAAGCGGCAAAUAUCCGGAACAGCCUCCAGCGUGGCCUUUACGCCACUGCAAGGCCUGGAAAUCGUCAAUCCCCAGGCGGCGGAACGUUCCCAGACGGAAGCCAAUGCCAAAUACUUUUCAAACACCUCCGGUUUUCUGUCAGUCGGACAUCGGACCACUUAAAACCAACACCUCUAUCACCUUUUUCUAUAAAAUUAAGCACUUUUAUUUGGAGAUUUGUCGAAUGUAUAAUGAAUUAGGCGUAGUAAAGCUGCAACGAAGCUGCACUAGA